Caenorhabditis angaria is the source of this 1536-nucleotide messenger RNA. The record is from the annotation of a GenBank genome assembly. NCBI's taxonomy places the organism in Eukaryota, Metazoa, Nematoda, Chromadorea, Rhabditida, Rhabditidae.
AUGUACGACCGUAUGUUUCGAAUUAUUCUCCUAUUUUUCUUCAUUCAUUCAACAUUUGGCGAUGAUUCCAAAACUUCGGAAGCAUUCGAUUAUGCUGUGAACACAACCAUUGAUUACAUCGAAGCGUUAAGACAAAACUUGUAUCUCUCAAAAGUGUUUGAUGACAAGUUUAAUUUGACGCAAAAUUGCAAUUCCGAAUCAUUUACUCGCGAUCAGAUGUUAAAGUUUCGCAAUGGUUAUACAAACCCUGCACCAAUCAAACCAUAUAUUUUGCAAAAAACGGAAUUAAAACAUUGUACUUUAAAAUGGGAACUUAUCAGCACGGAUUUUACGAUGUUUAUCACAGCGAAACGCGAUGAUGAUGAAGAAACGUUCAGAAUUCGGUCUCAACAAAUUACUUAUGCAAGUUGUGAGAAAUUUUUGAAUGGAACAAGAGAAAUGGACCUAACUCCAUUGAUUGAUCAGGAGGCAUAUGAGACUGCUAUGCAAAUAUUCGACAAAUUUAGGAAUAUUUCAAAUUUUGAAAAAAUUCUUGAUGAAGAUUUUCAUCUAUAUCGAAAGGAUAACAAAAUUUUCUCAAAACAUCAAUUCAUAAAACUUCAUGAUACGUAUCGAGAGCAAAUCCUUAAGAAUGAACCCAAAUUUCAUGUCCAUAACGUAAGGAAGAAUGACAUUACUGACAAUAUUCUUUUUGAAAUUCAACUUCAUGGUGAUACAAUUGAAGUCAACUCAAAAACGCGUAAAAUUAUAAAAAUAACAAAUAGUUGGAACUCGGGAAGUCUAUCAAGUUGCUUUAUUCCCGAGAAAGAAAUAGGACAAAAAAUAGCGAAUGAUUUGAUGACAAAAUAUUUGGAAGCUGUUAGAGAUAAUAAUUUGACAUUAUUCCAAACUGUUACUUCGGAUACCUUUGAAGCGUUCGAUAUGGCGAUUCAAAGUUUUCACAUGUUGCGUGACACCUUUUUCAAAGUUGUACUUGGGAAUCUAAAUUCUGCAAAGGACAUAAGUAUGGAUUCUCUGUACGUAUAUCAUUUCGAUAUUUUCACCGGAGAUAUAUAUUUUACGGUUCUAACAGCUCACGGAAAUAGCGAUUUCCACACAAAGCGCGAAUAUGGAAAAUUUCUCCUUAGCUCAGAAAGAAUGAAUGACUGGGAUCGAGAAAAGGUUAUUUUUGAUUUAAAACGCGAAAUAUAUCAGGCUGGUAUUAUAAAUGAUCUUCAAAAUGUUAUAAUUCAAUAUGUUGAUGCGAUCAAUAAUCGAAAUAUUCAUGAAUUCGAGAGUGUCACAUAUCCAGGUUUCAUGAUCGAUAAACAAAAAUUUAAAUGUUUUAAUGAUUCUUAUCCAAGCGUUUUUCCGGAAUUAACUGUUACCGAAUUGAUUAUAAAAGACAAUCAUAUUGAAUUCAAAACAACUGGAGAGGGCCAAACAAAACAUGUGUAUGAUGUAAAAAGAUUACGCGGCGCAUAUUAUUUGACAAAAGAAAAAAGAAAAGAAAACUGGAAAAAUACAUAUACAACCUUUGCAAACUUGUUAUAUUAA